Agrilus planipennis (emerald ash borer) is the source of this 1961-nucleotide messenger RNA. Its product is annotated as nicalin-1. Lineage: Eukaryota; Metazoa; Arthropoda; Insecta; Coleoptera; Buprestidae. Bases 156 to 1814 code for a protein of 552 amino acids. The record is from RefSeq and is a predicted model, not a curated record. The transcript has 7 exons. Gene Ontology annotation, biological process: regulation of signal transduction. Gene Ontology annotation, cellular component: endoplasmic reticulum membrane.
CAAAUUGACAUUUGACAGCUUACCUAAGCAUGUGUUGACAUGUGUACACCCUAGAACUUGGAUUCGAGCAUUUGAGCUCAUUAUUGAAAUUGAAUUUAGUAGGUUUCAAUGAAAAGGUUGUUUUUUUAAGUUAAAUAGACGUUUAAUUUAACAUAAUGUGGUUUGAGGAAGCAGAUGAAAUUUUAAAGACCUACUUGCCCUAUUAUUUAUUGCUAGUUUUACCAAUAUUUAUUAUAGUAUCUCCGGUGAAUCCAGUGAGUGCUUCUUAUGAGUUUCCCGUUUAUCGUAUGCAGCAUUUUGAUUUACAUGGAGUUGGUCACGGUUGUAGAAACACUCUUAUUAAUUUAGAAGCACGUUCGAUUUCAAGUUGGAGUACAUCUAGACAUUGUAUUAUAACACGUUUAGGAGACUUAACAAUAGAACAAUUUCACAACAUCCGUUUAAAAGCUGGUGCUCUUAUAGUAGUUUUGCCAAAAAAACUCUCAGUACUUUCAAGUGAAGAGAAGCAGCACCUUCUUCUACUAGAAAAUGCUAUGUUAGCUCAAGAAAUUACAAUAUCUGUAUACUUUGCAGAAAACUCUCCAAACUUGGAUAAAAUAAUUAAAGACCUUUCUAGUGGUUUUACAGCUAAUGACAAAACAAAGUCAGGUGCUGAAGCCUUAGUAAAUUCUAUUGCUGCCAAUGGAUAUCAAAUUGCAGUAAAUCCUGGUAAUCCAAAUAUAAAGCAUAAUGUCAAAAUCAGCACAAUCCAAGGAGUUUUAACAGGUCGUACUUUGAGUGAAAAAACAAACACCAUUGCUGUUGUUGCACAUUAUGAUAGUUUUGGGGUUGCUCCAGAGCUGUCUUAUGGAGCCGAUUCCAAUGCAUCUGGUGUUGCAAUUCUACUAGAAUUAGUUAGAUUAUUUUCUUUAUUAUAUUCCGAUCCAAAAACUCAAGGAAAAUAUAAUCUUGUAUUUUUACUAACAGGAGGAGGAAAAAUAAAUUAUCAAGGCAGCAAGAAAUGGCUUGAAGAUCAAUUAGAUUCAAUUGAUGGUUCUUUUUUACAGGAAACGGCGUAUGUCAUGUGCUUAGAUACAUUGGCAGCUUCUGAUUCCAUUUAUAUGCACGUUUCUAAACCCCCAAAAGAGGGGUCUUCCGCUAAUUUAUUUUUCAAUGCCUUAAAAGAAUCUCCCCAAUCAAACUCAACACCAAUUAAUAUUGUUCAUAAGAAAAUUAAUCUAGCUGAUGAUUUGCUGGCAUGGGAACAUGAAAGAUACAGCAUUAGAAGAUUACCUUCAUUCACGUUAUCAACUCUUAAAACUCAUAAAGACUUGAUGAGGAGUUCAGUCUUGGAUAUCCAGGAUAACAUAGACAUUAACAGACUAGUCAGACAUACAACCAUGGUAGCUGAAGCACUUGCAAAGCAUAUUUAUAAUUUUUCAGAGGGUAGCAUUUUUAAAGGCUCAUUAGGUGUACAAAAGAGUCAUUUAGAAGCCUGGAUUAGUUAUUUAAGUUCCCAACCACGAUCACCACAACUACUAUGUAAUAAAGACAACAUUUUAGUUAACUCUUUGCAAGAAGCUUUUAAUCGUUUCCUAAGAGAGAUCAAAGUUUCUACCGUACAGCCUGACAAAAGAGACCCCGACUUUACGUUUUAUGAUGUCACCAAAGGCAUGAUGAACAUUUACAGUGUAAAGCCAGCCGUCUUUGAUCUCGUACUAACAAUAGUAAUUGUUUUGUACUUAAGCAUUGUAUACCUUGUAGUACUAAAGUUCCCUUAUAUUUACGUAAUUUCCUGUAAUUUAAUUUCAUAUAAGAAAGUUAAAGCGAAUUGAGAUCAAAUUUUUGAUCGAAUGUUUUAGUAUUAUAUAAUUGUUGAAUUAUGUAUGUAGCAAUGAUAUUGUUAUAAAAAAAAGUAGUUAAUUAAAUAUUCUUUUGGUCUAGACAAAAAGUUACUGCAGCAAUAAACGAAAUAAAUUGUU